Messenger RNA from Pundamilia nyererei, 2130 nucleotides. RefSeq names its product PAX-interacting protein 1-like. The transcript has 9 exons. Lineage: Eukaryota; Metazoa; Chordata; Actinopteri; Cichliformes; Cichlidae. The coding region runs from base 129 to 2015 and encodes 628 amino acids. Gene Ontology annotation, cellular component: nucleus. Gene Ontology annotation, biological process: positive regulation of transcription initiation by RNA polymerase II. The record is from RefSeq and is a predicted model, not a curated record.
CGCGCUAAGCGAUUUGGCGCUAGUGUGUGUCCGGUGUUCUGUAAUCAGCUGCUGCAGCGCAGACACUUUCCACUUUGAGCUUCUGGCUGUUUUUGAAUCAUACAGUGCCGUGACCUUCAUGGCCAGUCAUGUCUGAAGAAGAGAUCAAGGUUUCCGAUGAGCUUUUCAAAGAUGUCAAAUUCUACGUGGUUGGGGAUAUUGACCAAAAGGUGGUGCAGCUGCUAAAAGCAGGAAAAGCAAAGGAGGUGUCCUACAAUGCUCUGGCCACUCACAUCAUUGCAGAGGAUGGGGACAACCCUGAGGUGGGCGAGUCAAGAGAGGUUUUUGACCUUCCUGUUGUCAAGCCAUCCUGGGUCAUUCUGUCGGUCCGAUGUGGAGACCUGUUACCAGUUACUGGCUUCUCGCCAGAAUCGGGGCAGAUAUUCUUUGGUGUCACAGCUUGUCUUCCCAGACUUCCUGAUGAUCUCAAUGCUCUGUGGGCUUACAUAACCUUUUAUGGAGGAGAAUGCCAGCUUAACCUAAACAAGAAGGUCACUCAUUUAGUAUUGAAGGAACCUAAAGGGGCUAAAUUUGAGUGUGCCCUGAAGCACUCCGGCAUCAAGAUUGUCACCCCUGACUGGAUCACAGAUUCUGUUAAAGAUAAAGCCAGGAAGGAGGAGGCACUCUAUCACCCCAGACUCACAUAUGUGGAGCCAGAAGAAGAGGAGGAGAGUGAAGCAGAGUCAUACAACCGUCAUUCUGAUGGAAGCUACAGCCCCCAGCGAUCCCGGCUGUCCAGUGGUGGCUCAUCAGAUGAGGAGUCCAGCCCCCGCAGACGACCGGGACCCAAAAGACUGAAUUCUGUCUCCCCGACCUCUCCACGCAAACCCGAGCGCCGCAGCGAACGGAUGUUUGAUGAUUCUGACGACGACUCUUCCACAGAGAAGGAGGGCACCAACCUCAACUGGACGCCGGCUGAGGUGGUCACCCCAGCUCCCCCUAUUACAACCGGUACAGCCAGGCGUCGGAGUGGGCCACCCGGCAUCAAAGACCCAGUGUCGUCCACAGGCAGUGGGCUGAUCAACCUAUGUGCGAAUGUGCCUCCUGUGCCCGGUAGUGGCGGUGCCGUGCCUGCAGAGGCUCGCUCCGCUGCUGCCGCCAUCGCUCACUCCGCACAGCAAGGUGUAUCUGUUCCAGAGAGCAUGUCAGGGUGGAGCCCGGCUGUUAGAACGCUCCGCAACAUCACCAACAACUCCGACAUGCAGCCUGCCAAUCGAGCAGCCAGCGUUCAUAUUAUCCAGCCUGCUAAUCAAACAAAGCCACUGGAGCAGCAGACGAAUCAGAGUCAUGCUCAGACCCUGAACAGCACCAAUGUUCUUCUCUUCAAUCAGGCCAAACUGACCAGUCAGCCCCUGACAGCCGAGCAGCAGCAAUUACUACAACAGCAGCAGUCAAACCAGGCCGCUCAGCAACAUCAGCAGUUAUCACAGCAACCACAGCACCCCCUGAUGCACCUUCAGCAGCAACAACAGAUGAUGCAGCUACAACACCACCCACAACAACAGCCACAGGCUGCUCAGCAACAAGGGUUCCCACAGUUGCCUCUACAGCAGCAGCAGUUCCUACAACAGCAGCAGCAGCAACAAAUGCACCAACAGCAGAUGUUUUCCCAGCAACAGCAGCAGCAUGUGUUCUCCCAGCAGCAGCUGCGACCUCAGCAGCCCUUACGGCCUGGACUACAGCAGUUGCAGCAGCAACAGCUGCUGCAACAACAGCUGCAGCAGUUGCAGCAGCAGCAAAGAAUGCAGAUGUUACAGCAGAAUCAACAGCAGAUGCACCAACAGCAUCUACAACAGCAGCAGCAGCACUUCAUGCAACAGCACCAUCAGAUGCAACAAAAGCAGCAUUUGCAGAACCAGCAUCAGAACCAGCAGGCCGUGCAGCAGCAGCAGACAGCUAUGCUGCAGCCACCGCUCCAGCAGCCUCCUCACGUCUCCCAGCUGUUUGGACACGAGCCGGGCCAAGAAAGUGAGUGAAGUCUUGAUUACUGUGGGCUAGGGUCACAUUUAUACUGCUAGAACUAAAGAAGGCCAGAGUGAAGCUUCCCUCAUUGUAUUUAAAUCAUCACAUUAAAAAAAAAAAUCAUUUUCA